Molecule: messenger RNA, 378 nt
Organism: Charadrius vociferus (killdeer)
Lineage: Eukaryota; Metazoa; Chordata; Aves; Charadriiformes; Charadriidae
Gene: REEP4
Product: receptor accessory protein 4
Exons: 4
Biological process (GO): endoplasmic reticulum tubular network organization
Cellular component (GO): endoplasmic reticulum membrane; endoplasmic reticulum tubular network; cytoplasmic microtubule
Molecular function (GO): microtubule binding
Source: RefSeq, a predicted model, not a curated record
UUUGGGAUGCUGUACCCCGCUUACGCUUCCUACAAGGCUGUGAAGACCAAAAACAUCCGGGAAUACGUCCGUUGGAUGAUGUACUGGAUCGUCUUUGCGCUUUUCAUGGCCACGGAGACCUUCACCGACCUCCUCAUCUCCUGGUUUCCCUUCUACUACGAGAUUAAAAUGGCCUUCGUCGUGUGGCUGCUCUCCCCCUACACCCGGGGGGCCAGUCUGCUCUACCGCAAAUUCAUCCACCCCACUUUGUCCCGCAAGGAGAAGGAGAUCGACACGUACAUCAUCCAGGCCAGGGAGCGCAGCUACGAGACCAUGGUGCGCUUCGGCAAGAGGGGCCUCAACAUAGCAGCCACCGCCGCCGUCCAGGCGGCCGCCAAG